Messenger RNA from Rubroshorea leprosula, 672 nucleotides. NCBI's taxonomy places the organism in Eukaryota, Viridiplantae, Streptophyta, Magnoliopsida, Malvales, Dipterocarpaceae. The record is from the annotation of a GenBank genome assembly.
GGCACAAUUUUGUUGCAGAAGACUGUUCAUCUGGGCAGUCCAAUGGUUGAGGUGGGUCACAAGAGUUAUGUCCCAAAUAUGAUCAGUGGAGCAGCUCAAGCAGACGUUGGUGUUCUGGUUAUUUCUGCCUGUAAAGGGGAAUUCGAAAUUGGAUAUGAGAGGGGUGGGCAAACUUGUGAACAUGUUCAGCUUGCAAAAAUUUUGGGUGUAUCUAAGCUGUUCGUGGUUGUGAACAAAAUGGAGGAUCCCACCGUUAACUGGUCAAAAGAAAGAUAUGAUGAAAUUGAAUCUAAAAUGGUACCAUUUCUGAGGUCUUCAGGCUACAAUGUGAGAAAAGAUGUCCAGUUCCUACCAAUAUCUGGUCUUCUUGGUUCCAAUGUGAAAACGAGAGUGUAAAAGAGCAUAUGCCCCUGGUGUAAUGGCCCCUGCCUCUUUGAAGUUCUGGAUGCAGUUGAAAUUCCUCCUAGAGAUCCAAAAGGUCCUUUUAGGUAUGAUUUAUUACUGUAGGAAUUCAUAAAACUCCAGGAAGAAAGUAUAAUUGUAUAACUAUACCCUUUCUCCCUUUGUUAUAGAAAAGGCUACAUGGUUACUUGUAAGGACUCUGACUAUUUGUUGAGUCCCUAUGACUUUGAUUCCAAACAUAAGAUAAGUAAAUAACUGGCUAGGAUUCUU